Molecule: messenger RNA, 5063 nt
Organism: Scomber japonicus (chub mackerel)
Lineage: Eukaryota; Metazoa; Chordata; Actinopteri; Scombriformes; Scombridae
Gene: pde4ba
Product: phosphodiesterase 4B, cAMP-specific a
Exons: 9
Coding region: 142-1752 (536 amino acids)
Biological process (GO): signal transduction
Cellular component (GO): nucleus; cytosol; perinuclear region of cytoplasm
Molecular function (GO): 3',5'-cyclic-AMP phosphodiesterase activity; transmembrane transporter binding
Source: RefSeq, a predicted model, not a curated record
CUAAGUGAGUCACUAGAGCUGUGGCGUUUCCCAGCGUCAGAGAGCUGAGGCUUGGUCCUUUUACUCAAGCUGUAGUCAGACUGAGACAGACACUUUAACGGACGACAGCACUGCUCUGCUCUGCACUCUACACACAGCAACAUGGGAGCCUGCUGCUUUGACAAGAAAGAGAAGAAAUUAGGGAAACUAAAUGGUUGGAGAAAGUUUAAGAGAAUGUUGAAUCGGGAGUUGACGCACCUAUCUGAGAUGAGUCGGUCGGGGAAUCAGGUUUCCGAGUUCAUCUCCAACACCUUCCUUGACAAACAAAAUGAGGUGGAGAUCCCGUCACCGACAUCCAAGACGCGAGAAAAGAAGAAGCAGCAGAAGCAGCAGCUGAUGACACAGAUCAGCGGGGUCAAGAAGGUCUCCCACGGGCCCUCGCUCUCCAGCAGCAGCAUCUCACGCUUCGGCGUCAAGACCGAUAAGGAGGAGCUGCUGUCCAAGGAGCUGGAGGACCUCAACAAGUGGGGCCUGAACAUCUUCACCGUGUCAGAGUACUCCAACAACCGACCUCUCACCUGCAUCAUGUAUGCCAUCUUUCAGGAGCGAGACCUGUUGAAGACAUUCAAAAUCCCUGUGGAUACGUUUGUGGCCUACAUGAUGACACUGGAAGAUCACUACCAUUCAGAUGUGGCCUACCAUAACAGCCUGCAUGCUGCUGACGUAGCCCAGUCCACACACAUUCUCCUCUCAACUCCAGCCCUCGAUGCGGUCUUCACAGAUCUUGAGAUCCUUGCAGCCAUCUUUGCUGCAGCUAUCCAUGAUGUUGACCACCCUGGAGUAUCAAACCAAUUCCUAAUCAAUACCAACUCUGAGCUGGCCCUGAUGUACAACGAUGAAUCUGUACUGGAGAACCAUCACUUGGCUGUGGGAUUCAAACUACUUCAGGAAGACAACUGUGAUAUCUUCCAGAACCUCACUAAGAAGCAGCGACAGUCCCUACGCAAGAUGGUCAUUGACAUGGUUUUGGCCACUGACAUGUCCAAACACAUGAGUCUGUUGGCUGAUCUGAAGACUAUGGUGGAGACCAAGAAGGUGACGAGCUCUGGAGUGCUGCUGCUGGACAAUUACACAGACAGAAUACAAGUGCUGCGUAACAUGGUGCACUGUGCUGACCUGAGUAACCCCACUAAGUCCCUGGAGUUGUAUCGUCAGUGGACUGAUCGGAUAAUGGAGGAGUUCUUCCACCAGGGAGACAGAGAGAGGGAGAGGGGGAUGGAGAUCAGCCCUAUGUGUGAUAAACACACAGCCUCGGUGGAAAAGAGCCAGGUGGGUUUCAUCGACUAUAUUGUGCACCCUCUGUGGGAGACUUGGGCUGAUCUGGUCCACCCUGAUGCCCAGGACAUUCUGGACACGCUGGAAGACAACAGGAACUGGUACCAGAGCAUGAUCCCCCAGAGCCCUUCCCCACCCUUCUAUGACCAGUGUACACAUGGACACUGCGGAGGCACUGGAGGGCAGGGAGGCGGGGAGAAAUUUCAGUUUGAGCUGACCUUGGAGGAGGAGGACUUGGAUGGAAUAGAGAAAGAUGGUGAAGGGGAGGAGGAGGAAGAAGAAGAGGAAGAGUUAGAGGAGGAGGAGGAUAGUCUAGGAGAUUCUCGUUCUCCUCCCCUGGACUAUUUGGACAGUCAGGAGCAGGACGAAGGUGGCAUGACGGAGCCCACGACAGCAAUAGAGAUCGUGACACAUGAGGCAUCACCCACAGACACAUAGGGCUUCCAUCAGCAGGCUCACAUGGUGAUUUGAAAGUUUUUUGAAAAAGAGGGGAGAUCCUCUUGCAGCUGUGCUUUUUAACAAGCCCACAGAAGCAAGGGCUUAGUUUUGGCCCGCACAGGGGCGUCUUGCACUUGGGUGUUUGAAGCCAGACACGGACGGACAGUUUCAGUGAAGCGGCUUCAGAGUUCUCAGGAAAUAAUUACUGCAGACAUUUUAGUCUUGAUGGACAGGCGAGACUGAGGGUGGAACUUGAAGGAUUUUGGCCAGUUUGGGAAAUGGUAACUUUUCUUUUCUGGACUGGCAUUAAAUGGACAUUGACACUACUGAGAGAAGUUUUGUACCUUAAGACUUUUUUUUACAGAUAUGACAUGAUCUAGAAGUAGCAUAGAGUAAGAUCUACUGAUGGAGACACGUUUGUAUAGCAAGAGAAAGUGUUUACUUUUUUCCUGUACCAUUUGUCAAAGGACUUUUGUGUGCCUUUUUUACUAAUGUCUUUAUAUAGUUUUUUAUUUAUUGAACACUCUAGUAUGUCUGUGAAAUGUUUUUUUUUUCAUAUCUGAGAGAGCAAAAUCUUUUUUGUAUGUUAAAAGAGAACAGUCUUCCAUGUAUUGGGCAAUAGAGAAAUCCAAACAAACAUCGACAAACAACUCUUGGACAAACUCAUUUUAAUAGGGAAACAUGAACACCCACAUUAUACGCACAUAAUCACAUUUGUUUUUCAAUCUGAGCACAACGUUUUUUCUUUACACAAAGAAAUUUUAACACCUAUAUUCAUUCAUGGUUCAUGUUACAUGUUCACCUUAUUGCUUUCUAUGUCAGUCAAUGAAUGUCACAAUCACACUGAAAUACAUUUCUCCUAUUUUCAUGCACAAUUUCUUCAGCAUAUCUUUUCCUCUCCUUUUCUCUCAAUGGUCUGCAGAACAUUUUGGGCUUCCUGCCUUUUCACACCAAAACUGAACUUUUGAAGCAAAUGUGUUUAAUGUGUUGAGAUAAAAACUCAGAUUUGCAACUAUAGGAUCAUAUUCCACCUAAAUUUAAUGUAAAAUUUUGAUUUGUUCUAUAACAUUUUGUUCCAUUUACUUUUAGAUCAUUUUUUCAUGUGGUGUGAAAUGGAAGUUAGCCCUCUUUAAACCCUCAUAACUUACAACCUACCGUCAGAAGCAGGUCUGAAAACAAAUAAGAAGCUGCUUGAAUCUAUAAUAAAAGGAAUGAAGUUGGACAAGAACAGAAAACACAACAGCAGUGUAUCUAUUUUUAGUCCACAGGUAUGCUGCAGUCUUAAUAAUCCUGUUAGUUGGAACAGGCCCUGACCCCAGACCAGUCUGAUAUAAUGCCCCCCUGCCCCUCUACAAUCAGGCCCAGACCAGAUGAUUAAAGGUGCUCUUACAGCUGCCUGUCUGAAAGGUGCUCUCAGACCCUCAUCAGUGCCACUAUUCGCAUGGUUUACAAACCCCCGUAGGCUCCACGGACACGACCCCAAAACAAUCAGGCUGGUUAUUUCUUCCUCACGAUAAAAAAUCCCUCAAGUGCUGCUUCUGCUCAUUGACGUCAAUUGAAUUUUUUCCCCUCCCCCUUCCACUGUAUCAGGUUUCCAGGACAGUCGGGUUAUUAGGAUUUGGCACAGAUGGAAAUGCUGGAUUCAGCAUGGCAGACUGUACCCUUCUCAAAAAAAGAGGAAUAAUUAGACUCUCGUUUUAAAGCAAACCAGAAAAUAUCUUUUUUGCAUAUUUCAGUAAUAUGUAGGGGAAAAUGGUUUGCAGACCUCACAUUUCUGCCUCUGUGGCUUCCAAAACUGAUUUUUCUGGAUGUUCUGCUUAAAUCUAUUAUCAUGUCUCUCCAUGUUCAUAUUGGUUUACUGAUACAGUCAACGGUACUUCAUCUAAUUUCACUCCAGCAUGCUUAAGUGGCAAUCGUUUGUGUGCAGUUUGUAUGGAGGGUUUUGUAUGUGUGUGUGAGUAUGUGUUUCUGUAUGUUGAAUGUGUGAAUGUGUUGACUUUGUCAUCAGGCCUUACCCCCAUCACUCCACAUCUUUGUCUCUACCGUUUGUCGCUAGGAGCUCAAGUUGGUCCUUUUUGCUGUUUAUAACAGUGUGUAUUUAUUCUUUACUUUAAGCCUGUAAAUAAGAAAUACUGGUUCAGUGUAAAAUCUAUUUUAAUUUAUAUGCACUUGCAUUACCUGGAAGUGGUGGUGUCUAAUGUGUAGAAGACUCUGGAUUAGAGUCUUUUUAUAUAUGUAUUAUAUAUUGUUUUAUAUAUAUAAAUAUAUAUAAAUAUAUCUAAGUAUAUAUUCGCACAAUGUUUUGAGUGCCCAGCAGAGCAGCAGCUAAAGAGACAUGUUGUUGUUGUCACAUGAGAAACUUGCAACUCCAAAAUAGCCUUUCUAAUUUCACUUAAAAGUUAAAAUUGUUUAUUUUCAACCAAAUUUUUGGGUGAUUCACUUUGAAAAAUGAAGUAAUAUCAUGGAUGUUUUUGGUAUUGCAAAACUUAACUUUAUUAGUUACAUUAAACAAUAACAGAAUUUGUCUCAGAUCUACCAAGAUCUUUAUUUCUUCUUUUUUUAAUAAAACAAAACUGGACCAAUUUAGGUUUUGGAGGUACAAUGUUUUCAUCUGAGAACAGCAAUUUGGUAACCCAGAGGCGGCAUAGAGGACAUGUUAAACUGCGUAGGCUUGGAUAUAGAAUACAUACAAGCUAGCUAAGGAACACAGAAGCUUAGUCAAUGCUUGGUAUCAAAAUACACAAAUAGCUUAUUUUCUCUGAGCGGCUUGUUACAACCUAAGCUUCUAAAUCCGGCAUUUGAAUGCAGAUUGCUGAUAUACAAGGCCAGAUACAGGUUCGACUGACAUACACAAAGCAAUCGUCUCCUUUUACACUUAUCGCACUUAAUGUAAAAGUAGAUAACACUGGGACGGUAUUGGUAGCAUGCUACAAUACGCCCGGCACUGACGUGAAUCGUUCUGAAUUAACAACAAAACAUGAUCUUAUGUAACUGAUUGUGCUAAUGUGUGAACUCUUUCUGACCAAACUUGUUAGCAGUUUUGAAAUUCAAAUUUGUCAGUAUUAACAUUGUUUAUCUAUGUUCAAGCUUUUUUUGGUCCUAGUUGUGUCCAAAUGGUUAGCCAGAUUUAGCACUAUCUGCAUGAAAGAUGGGUCUUUUUUUAUUGUCAAUAAUAUGUUCAAGUCCGCCAGUUGUUGCAGGUGGGUUAUUAAAUGUUUCACACAAUGUAUGGUAUUAUAUUGUAUAUUGUGUUCAAAAAUAAAUCUGAAAUACUUUUUCUAUGAAGUGAUUAAAAGCAAAGCAUGAAUACA